AUGUUGAGAUUGACGGCCUACAUUCCUCAUCAUCCACAGCCACCUGCCCCACAGCAUGCAGUGUUUGAGCCGAUUCCUUAUUAUAUACCACAGCCACCGGCCUACAGUCAUGGUUGCCAUCACUCUCAGGGCAGUCACCACUCUCAGCACAGCCACCACGCUCAGAGCAGCCACCAUUCUCAGCACUCUCAGCACAGCCCCCACGCUCAGAGCAGCCACCAUUCUCAGCACAGUGACCACUGUCAGUCCGGCCAGCAUCAUGAUCCCAUACUUACCAUUCCUUCCGGUACAGAUUGGUUUGACUUCUCUAGCGGCGGAGAGGCUGGUUUGGGUGGCUGGUCAGAUUUUAGUGGUAUCCCUUCACUGUCGGUGUCAGCUGAUCCACAUAGGGCAUUAGUAGAUAUGGCUCAUGGUUUGCAGGGUCGUACUUCCGACCGCACGUCAGGGAGUGCGUCAUGUGAUAGUGGUUUUAUGCAGCGUCAGCGGGCAUACACAGUUGUUGACACGUUCAACCCCGGAUCAUCCGCUCCAGCAGAGGUAGGCGGGUCGGCCGCUUCGACAGAUGCAGGUGGGUCGGCCGCUCCUACAGAGGCAGGUGGUUCGGGAGCUCCGAGGGUGGAUGACUUAGUUUGA
Messenger RNA from Arachis ipaensis, 633 nucleotides. The record is from RefSeq and is a predicted model, not a curated record. Lineage: Eukaryota; Viridiplantae; Streptophyta; Magnoliopsida; Fabales; Fabaceae.